GGGCGGGCGGACGGACAGACAGACACGGUUUGUUAUGAAGGAAAGUCGGGCUGAGGGAGUGACGGUGCCGCGGGGAGAGGUGAAUGUGCUGAUCACUGUGCAAGGAGGCAAAUGUCAUAAAACCGAUUGGAAGACGUCAGAGAGGAAAGUAUGAAGCCCUGGAGACGGCGGCGUUUACGGUCGCUGGCGAUCGGCCGGGAGCCGCUCGGGGGGAGGUUUCAUGGCAGGUUCGGUCGCCAAGUGCCUUCUGCCGGUGUUUAAGUCCGAAGAGAACAGCUACCAGAGGAGUGGUGACCACAGGGAAGGCAUCGACGUGGGCAGCGGCGGCUCCUUCUGGAGCCAGACACGGGAUGGCGUGAUGUCGGCGAGGAGGAACGACAGCAGCCCGGCGGCUGCGGCGCCUUCCGACCCCGCCGAGAACAUGGAAGAGGAUGCGAUUCUUCGGCAACUCAACAGCCAGGUUUUGAUCAAACGCACCGAGGCACUUGAGACACUCCUUAUCAGCGUAAGGCAGAAUGCAGGCAGGGUGGUCUUUGCCAAGAAGAAGGAUCUUUUCUCAACUUUGAAUGAAGUGCUGGUGGACGGUAGAACAGAGGUCAAAGUGGCGUGCAUCCAGCUAAUAUCAGAAAUCAUUCAAGGAUCCGAUUCAGAUCUGGAUUACUUUCGGACUGCCGUGUUGCCCAACCUGAUAUGGAGUCUGCGGGAUGACAGCCCUAAUGUGCGCAAGGAGCUCAUAGAAACCUUGCAUGCAUAUUUAAAAUGUUCCAACAUCUCUAAGGACGUGUUCUGGGCUUUGAUAGAACAUGGACUAGAAAGCCAUGAUGCUACAGUUAGGAAAGCUGCGACUAUUGUUUUACCCAUCUUACUCACGAAGGAUUUGAAAAGUGACAAUUUAUUUGAUGUUACCCUUUGUUUAGCUAAAAAACUAAAUGGUAAUAGUAUGGACGACUCAUUCUUAGCCUUUGCUACCAUGGGGCAUAUCAAACGUCAUAUUGGCGAGGAAGAAUUCGACUCUUUCUUAAAACGUUUACCAUUGACUCUUAGAAGAGAUUAUAACAAAUUAAUGGAACUAAAGUAUGAGACGCAGCCCAAACCAAAUGGAAAUACUGUUCCUGAGCUGGAACAAAGUAGAAACUUUAGGACAAAUUCAGGAUUUCGUGGAAGAUCUAUUACUAAUAUGAAAGAUGUCCCCCUUUUUUCCAGAUCUGUUUCUGAAGACCAUAGCAACCUAGAAUUUCAAAUCAUUCCAAAGGAAUUGUAUGUUCGACUUCUGGACCGGGAAGAUUAUAAGAGUAGAACACAUGCUGUUGAAGAGCUAAAACAUGUAAUCAACAGCUUUAAUUUUAUGGCUCUGUCUUCUACAUCUCUUUUGAGUUUGAUUGGCUUUUUAAGUACUUUGCUUGAUGAUUCAAAUUUUAAAGUUGUACAUGGUACAUUAGAAAUUAUCAACUUGCUGGUAGUUAAGCUAAAUCAUGGUGUGAUAAAUUAUCUUAAACCCAUUACGUUUGCAACAAUAAAAGUGCUCGGUGACAAUAAAAUUGUAACCAAACAGGAAUAUAUGAAAGUCUACAUGGGUUUAAUGAAGCAGGUUCGACCUCAAAAAAUACUUGAUAUUUUGCUUGACAAUAUAAAACACAAAAAUUCCAGAGUUCGUGAGGAAAUACUAAACAUCGUAAUUGCUUCACUUUUAACGUUUCCAAGUGAAGACUUUAAUUUGCCCAAUCUUUGUCAAGUUGUUGCUCCAACAUUGACUGACUCCAAGAGAAGGGUACGACAUGCUGCAUUGGAGGCAUUUGCUGUAUUAGCUUCAUCUUUUGGUUCUAACAAGACAUUUUUGAUUAAAGCAGUGGAUACUGUAGAAUUACAGGAAGAUGGGGAUGGAGUAAUGGCAGCCAUACAAGCAAGACUAUCAAGGCGAACUCUGCCAAAAAUAACUCCUCAAGGGCUUGUGGAAUACGCAAUACCUCUACCAUCUUCUGCUCAUGGUAGAGGAUUUCCGGUUCCAUUAGGAGCAGAUACUGAAUGGCUGCUGGCUAGUGGAAGAACUCAGAGUGCCCACAGUUAUCACGGUGAACAUGAGCCUCCGCCUUUGGGAUAUGGAUCACCCAGCCCCAAUAUAGAUGAAUAUACCUCAUUCAGAAGAGUAUUAAGUGCUGGCCGAGGAAAGAACAAAUUACCAUGGGAAUGCGCAAGCUCAACCUGCAGGGGAUCUGGUCAACAAACUGGGUUUUCCAACGCUACUCCUGCAGAGCAGGUUCAACUGCCCAAUGAUGUGCAGCAGUCUCCAAAACCAAGAAGCAGUCAAGCAAUGCAAGCUGCUGAUGAAGUGUUUUUUGCCAGACAACCUAAUGUCGGAAGUACAAACUUUGAGAAUAAUUCGACCAUCCCAACCAAAUCUGGGUUUGGGGAACCAGUUCAGACUAAACCUGGAAAUAGAAGAAUACCAGUCUGCUCCUCCAGAAUGUUAAAUGCACAAAGUCUUAGUGUAGACUCUGACUUGCAGCUUUUAGGUAUUGGAAACCAUUUGCCACAAGACAAAGUUCGUUCCAGCUUGGCUCUUUCCUGCAAGAACCAUCUUCUCUACAGUCCAAUGACGACUGAAGCUGCUGCAUUUUCAACUUCCAGCUCUAGCCAAGGAACUCGUUAUCUUCCAUCUUUCCCGUUAUCAACAGCAACACGACUUAACCAUAUCUCUACACUCGAAGGAUCCUCAAAGAAAUUGCAAAAACAAUGUGUUAAUUUUUCAAACUCAUGGCCUACAAAACAUUUUGAUGGGACUUCUCAGGCCAAUUCACGAAAGUUAACUAACCAAUUAUCUGAAGAUUUGCUCAUCUUUGGAGACAGCUCGCAAGACAAUCGUUCUCCUAUAUCACUCAAACCUGCACUGGUGCGGUCACCAUCAUCUCGGAGAGAUCUUAACACGUCAAAGCCUGUUCCUCCCAUUCCAAGAGGUACGAGUCCAAUGGUUGAAACAGAAGUACUUGAUUUUGAUAAUAAGAAAGAAACACAUGGAGCAGAUUCUGAGGAGACAUGGGAAGAAGAAAAAAGCAUUGAUAAAAAUCUGGAACUGAAUCUUUCCUUGUUGGAUAACAAUGAAGAUGAAACAGAUCUCGAAGAGAUGAUGAGUGCCCUCAGGUCACUAAGAAACAGUGCUGCAAAGAAAAGAGCCAAAUUGAGCAAUGGUGCAUCUGAUAUUGAGAGUCCAGAUUCCGCCCUUAAACUGGAACUUGGUUUAGAUUCCACAUCACGUACUUCAUCACCUUAUACAAGCACAUACAGUGAAAGUGACAUUUCUUUCAUUUCCCCUUUGCCUUGUAGCAAGAAAAUUAUGUCUGAUGGUUGUGUUCAGAUAGGAUCUAAAGCAUGCCAUGGUCGCAUGCCAUCAGGAAAGUCCAAGCUGCCUCCAGUGGAAUACAACUCCAACUCAGGAGCGACCUUCCAUGAUAGAACCACCUCUGAUGUGAGUAUUGUUGGACAACGCAUGACUUAUGGAAAUGGAAUCUCAUAUUUGGAAGAGGAGAAACAAAAUGAAAUGUCUCAGGUUGCCUCAAAAUUGCAAUCCAAAGAGCAUCAAAAAAAUAUCAGUAAUAAACCUGCAAAAGGAUCUACCAUCAACAUGCAACAAGUGGCUAAUCACGAGAUCAAUUCGGGAAAUGAACUCCACGAGGACUCUGUGGUGAUAGUAGGAAAAGGUGUCUUUGGAGGUCCCCGGUCAGUUCCUGUAGCACACAACCAAGCUAUCACCCCAUCUAAUGGUGGGGAUGAUAUGUGUGACCGAAGGCCAGCAAUGGAUCUUCCUUCAGGAAUCUAUGGAAGGGCUGUACAUCAGAAUAGUCAAACUGAUCUUGAUAAUGUAGAAAGUGAAAGAGAGAUCUCCAUGUCAAAAUCAGCUCGGAAUAAAAUGAAGCAAAGGAAACAGGCAGGUGCUCAACAGUGUCAAGCGGAAGAACAAAAAAAACAUAAUUCCAAAGAUCCUGUAAAAAGGGAAGAAGGAUUACAUGAAAGAUUAAGGCCUACAGAUCCAGACAAAGCUGGAACUGAAAGGUUGGAUAUUGGUGGUGAAGUUUUCCUUACAUUGAAAACUGAUUCUUCACCUGUGGAAGUAUCUACUCCAAAUCCUUCACAAUUCAAACAUUGCAGCAGUGUGAAGAAAAGUCAAGUUUCCUGCUCACCAAAUUCUGGAAGAGGGAACUCUCCAGGUUGCAGAAUAUCACACAGAGAUCAAACACAUUCACUUUUGCCAAGUUCAGAGCUUACAGAUCCAUGGGAAGCAAGACCUUUCUCCAAACCAGACUUGGCACUAUCAGAAGCUCUGAAACUCGUAUCCGAUGAAGAUUGGGAGAAAAAAAUUGAAGGCAUCAAUUGUAUUCGAUGUUUGUCUGCAUACCACUCGGAUGUGUUAACAACAAGAUUGCAUGAAGCAGUCUUUGCUGUUGUUCAAGAGGUGAAAAAUCUUCGUUCUGGUGUUUCAAGAGUAGCACUGCUCUGCUUGGGAGACAUGUUCACAGUAUUCAAAAAGAAUAUGGAUCAAGAACUGGAUGUUACUGUUAAAAUCCUUUUACAUAAAGCAAGUGAAUCAAGUGCCUUCAUACGGGAGGAUGUGGACAAAGCACUGAAUACAAUGAUCAUCUCUGUUACUCCAGCACGAGCAAUUUCAUCCUUAAUAAAUGGUGGAUUAAACCACCUUAAUGCUGUGGUCAGAAAAUGUACUGCACAACAUCUUGCCAAUGUAGUGGAGCGAAUGGGAACAGGUCGGCUUUUAUCUGGAAUUAAAGAUAUAACUGAUCGACUCAUACUUGCAGUAGCAAAAUUUGCACAAGAUGGAUUACAAGAAACAAGAUACUAUGGACGCAAGAUGUUGUCGAUCUUGAUGUCUCAUCAUGAUUUUGACAAAGUGCUUGAAAAGCUUUUAUCACCCAGGGACCUUCCUUACAUUCGAGAUACUGUCAAUAAUCUCCGUCAAAAGGGCCUUGGAGAAAUGCCAUUAGAUACCCCAUCCGCGAAGAGCAGACGGCAUACUGGUAGUGGAAGUAUGCGAGCUUCAUCUUGCUCCAGGGAGGUACAAAGUUUAACAGGAAGGGAUAUCAUAGAAGCAGUGAAUUUGCGUGAUUAUACUUGGAAACCAUCUCCACGAAAUAUGAUGGAAAAUGCAGAAUAUAUGACGGAAAUAACUGGCCUUUUGGGUGCAAAGGACUUUCGGGAUCGUAUCCGAGGGAUUGAACAGUUAUUAUCGGAUUGUCAAAACAACCAGGAACUUGUUAUAGUUAACAUUGUUAAGAUAUUUGAUGCCUUCAAACCACGAUUGCAUGACUUCAACAGCAAGGUGAAUCAUAUGGCUUUAGAAACUAUGCAGAAAAUAAUCCCCUUACUGAAGAAUAAUCUUGUUCAGAUUUUGAAUAUACUCAUUCCUGCUAUUGUAGACAAUAAUCUGAAUUCUAAGAAUCUUGGAAUUUACAAUGCUGCCGUCAGUGUCAUUCACACCAUGAUUCAACAUAUAGAUAACUUACAACUACUUCAACAUUUCUGCAACAAAGCUCAAUUCCUGAAUGGAAAAGCCAAACGAGACAUGACUGAGAAGCUUGCAGAUCUGGUACCAGACGUAUAUAUGCGGAAACCUCAAAUUGUCGAACAAAAGGUUUUACCGGUUUUGUGGCAUCUUCUGGGAAAUAUGACAAACAGUGGUUCACUUCCUGGCAGUGGGGGAAACAUUCGUAUUGCUGCAGCUAAAUUGGCAAAAGUUCUGUUUGGACACAUGGGUCAAAGAUUAAUUGAUCAAGCUCCAACUCAGCUGCCACAGAUUUCAAAGACCUUACAAGGCCUGUUAGAUUCCACUCCCUGAAACCAGAAAGUAGCUUCAGUGACAUUUUUAGUGAAAAUAAGAGGGAUUAUAUACAAAUGUUCCUAUGUAUCUGCACUUUUUCACAUAUCAAAGAUUUUUUAGGACUGGAACAAAUCUCUGCUCAUAUGAUGGAAGUUGUAAUUGGAUUCUAAAUCUUGUAACUGUUGCAAUAUACAGUUUGGUUUCUGCAGUGGCCAUGAGCAACAUUUACACUAAAAUCACUGCAGCUAAUUUUGCACUUCUGUACAGUAGAAUCUAAGGCAUGUAACACUAUAUCACUGUAUGGAAAUUGUCAUUUAUUUUAAAGAUGUAGUGCACAUCAAAUAUAUAUGUUUCUAUAUUUGUAAUCAAGUGUAUAGUGUUAACUAAUAUACCUACUGAUCUGUAUUUAAGGCUAUGUUUCUAUAUCAUUGAAAACUGGGAGCGGGAAGAAUAUAAUUGGUAGAAUGUCUUGGCUGGCGGAGUUGAAUCAAUCAAUGGUUAUUUUAUAUUAGUUCUUCAAGAUGAAAGUGUUGAUCUCUCCAAUUGUGUAUUGUACAGUUACGUUUUCUCUUGAUUGUACAUUAUUUCAUUAGCUUGAAAGCUAAACAUAAAAUCCUAUUUUGCAUUGUGUUUAAAAUAUGUUAACAAGGCAUGACCAAGAUCCCUGCAAGAAAAAUAUUUUUGUUACACAUUCUAAUGUAUACACAGUUGUCUUAAAGCAACAGUGAUAAAUGUAUAUUCCAUAUUUUUCAGCAUACAACAAAUCUCGCUUUUAACUACAAAUCUGUGAAAUAAUUACACUAAAUUCCAUUUAUGUGAAUGUACACACUGUUGACAAUAGUGCCAGUACUCUUGUGCAGGCAAACAUACCUGAUUUUAGGCAAAAUAUUUAAAGGAAGUAAAUGACUUUAUUUGUUUAAA
Messenger RNA from Leucoraja erinaceus (little skate), 6742 nucleotides. RefSeq names its product TOG array regulator of axonemal microtubules protein 1. Gene Ontology annotation, biological process: microtubule cytoskeleton organization. The record is from RefSeq and is a predicted model, not a curated record. Gene Ontology annotation, molecular function: microtubule binding. The transcript has 22 exons. The coding region runs from base 221 to 5839 and encodes 1872 amino acids. NCBI's taxonomy places the organism in Eukaryota, Metazoa, Chordata, Chondrichthyes, Rajiformes, Rajidae. Gene Ontology annotation, cellular component: cilium; cytoplasmic microtubule.